AUGGAGGUCCACACAACCAACGGUGCCGACGGGUCGGUCAUCGAUUGGGUGGCUGUCAACUCUCAGGUGGACGAUGAUGAAGUCGCUACUGCGCCUGAGCUCCCGAGCAUAGUGGCUUUGUCUGCUUCGAGUUUCAACGGAACCAAUGGAACCACCUUAAUACCACAACCCAUCACCGCAGAGGAGCACGUAGGACCUGAAGGCACUGUGCCUAUCGUUCGCCAAUAUGGCCGACUACCAGACGUCAAGGCCCCGCCGCAGACCAUGAGCUCGUCAUUUGCGCAACAAAUACACAUCGGCAAGCGCGCAAUCGGUGACCACUGGUACGCCUCUUCCGCAGAGAAUGUCGUGAACCACGGCGGCUCAGCAACAUACUCCCUGUACAAAGCCUAUACCGAAUCCAGCGCCGACUUCUCCCUCCUCCAAAGCGCUGUCAUCAAGUAUAACGUCAAGAACCCGCUGUAUAACGACCCCUCCCGCGUCGCCAUGCAGACUGUCGAAGCAGGCUGGAUCAACUACCCCAACCAAGUCUCCGCGCCCCACCUCUUCAUCUACUACACCACCAACGGCUACACCACCUCCGCCAACAACCAAGGUGGCUGGAACCGCGACGUAACCGGCUGGGUACAAGUCGACUCAGCCAUCUACCCCGGCGUAUCCUUCUCCCCGCUCUCCACCCGCGGCGGCGCCCAAUACGACAUCAAAAUCCAAUGGCUACUAUACCAAGGAAACUGGUGGCUCUUCGUCCUAGACCGCUGGAUCGGGUACUACCCCGCGACCCUCUUCGGCGCGAACACCGACGCUUCAAAAUCCCUCCAGCAAGGCGCCGACGCUAUCAACUACUACGGCGAGAUCUACGAUAGCCAUGCGAGUCUUACGAAGACGGAUAUGGGGUCUGGCACGUUUCCUGAUAAGGGGUAUGGGCAGAGUGCGUAUAUUAGGAAUAUGGUGUAUACGGAUUCGAAUGGGGCGGAUCAGAGGUAUGAUGGGAGUAGGGGGAUUGUGGUUAGUGAUACGAAUAGGUAUCAAUUGAGUGCGGAUUGGAGUGGUAGUUCGAGCUGGGGGAGUUACAUGUAUCUUGGGGGCCGGGAGCGGGUGGGGUUGUUGGGGCGUGAGCAGCAUGGGUAA
Molecule: messenger RNA, 1128 nt
Organism: Didymosphaeria variabile
Lineage: Eukaryota; Fungi; Ascomycota; Dothideomycetes; Pleosporales; Didymosphaeriaceae
Exons: 3
Coding region: 1-1128 (375 amino acids)
Source: RefSeq, a predicted model, not a curated record